AUGGCUAUGGCGGGUGGCGGCGCGGCGGCGGCCAAGAGGUGCAUGAACCCGGCCUGCGGCGGGCCGGCGUCGUCGGUGGUCGGGGCGGGAGGGGACUGGAGGAAGGGCUGGCCGCUGCGAUCCGGAGGCUUCGCCCUGCUCUGCGACAAGUGCGGGUUGUUAUAUGAACAGUUUGUGUUUUGUGAUAUAUUUCACCAAAAGGAAUCAGGAUGGAGAGACUGCUCAUUUUGUGGGAAGCGCCUCCAUUGUGGAUGUGUUGCUUCAAAGAACUCUUAUGAUCUACUUGACAGUGGAGGAGUUCAAUGUGUCACGUGCAUGAAAAAUUCAGCAGCUCAGUCUGCUUCUGGCCAAGUGGUUCCGAAGCUUUUUCCAUGUCCAAAUAAUCUGCGGUUUUUCGAUAAAACCGACGAGUUAUUGUCAAGUAGAAAAUUUGAACAGCCACCCUCUCUUAUGUUGGAUUCCAGAAAUGAUGAUAUUGCUAUUGUAAAUAAGAGCAAUCACCUGUUCAUGGUGAAAGGCAUAGAGGCUGGACAAAGCAGUAACAUCUUGAGACAAAAAGAGAUAGAGAAUGGUUCAAGGCAGAUUAAAUGGGAACAACCAACCCUUAGUAUUGGGGACAUGGGAAGGCCUUUCCUAACUAGGUCUCGAAGUGCAUUAGAGUCACCUCAAUGUACUCGAAGAGAUGACAAUAAGGAUCCAACUACAGAUAGCACAACAAGUGAAUCGUUUUCAGAGGCAUGUCUGAGCAUGAGCCUAGGUAUUGCAAGCAAUGGAAACAGGAUGGAGGCUACUUCAACAGCGGAAAGACCUAUUCUAUCGCCAACAACAGCCAUUGCUGAAGGACGAGAACUUGCCACUACACUAUCUCCCUUUCAGCAAGCACAGAGGGCUCGGCAUUUCCUGACCAGACCACCAAGGGUUGGUGAAGGUGCUGCUUUUGAUCCAACGAGAGACAUGUUUCCGCAUCUUCGUGUUGCUAGACCACCUGCUGAGGGAAGGGGCCGCAAUCAAUUACUUCCUCGGUAUUGGCCAAGAAUAACAGACCAAGAGCUGCAACAAAUAUCUGGAGAUUCAAAUUCCACAAUCGUUCCAUUGUUCGAGAAGGUCCUGAGUGCGAGUGAUGCAGGACGCAUAGGGCGCCUUGUUCUUCCAAAAGCUUGUGCUGAGGCAUAUUUCCCCCCAAUUUCUCAACCAGAAGGUCGCCCCUUGACAAUUCAAGAUGCAAGAGGAAAAGAAUGGCAUUUUCAGUUUAGGUUUUGGCCAAAUAAUAACAGCAGAAUGUAUGUCUUGGAGGGUGUUACACCAUGCAUACAGUCUUUGCAAUUACAAGCUGGCGAUACAGUGACCUUUAGUCGUAUAGAUCCUGGAGGGAAACUUGUUAUGGGCUUUCGGAAGGCCACUAAUACUGUUAGUCUGCCAGACUCACAUAUUUCAGCUAUUGCAAAUGGUUCCCUUCUCAGUGAGACACUCUUUUCUACUGCAAAUGAGAACAUAGGAGUAGUAAGUGGUUAUCCUGGAUUUCUUCACUCAGUAAAGGGAGCUGCAGAUCUCCAUCCAAGCUCUGUAUAUGAUCAUCAUAUGAACUCAGCUGAUGGGGAUGUCAGUUGGAAUAAGGCAGAUAAAUUUGGCAGCAGGCCAGAUGAGGGGUCUUUGCAAUUUUUACAAAAACGUAGUCGCAAUAUUGGUUCCAAAAGCAGGAGGUUCUUAAUCGAUGCUGAAGAUGCCAUGGAACUAAAGCUUACCUGGGAAGAGGCUCAAGAGUUGUUGCGCCCUGCUCCCACUGCAAAGCCAACUGUUGUGAUGAUUGAGGACUAUGAAUUUGAAGAAUAUGAUGAACCCCCUGUCUUUGCAAAGAGAUCAAUUUUCACCAUCCGUGCAACAGGGGAACAAGAUCAGUGGAUUCAAUGUGAUGAGUGCUCAAAAUGGCGUCGGCUGCCUCUUAAUGUUAUUGUUGCAUCCAAAUGGACAUGCAUCGAUAACUCAUGGGACCCAAAAUGCUGCUCCUGCUCUGCGCCUGAAGAGUUGACCCCAAAAGAGUUGCAAAGUGUUAUGCAGCUGUAUGAAGAGAUGAGGAGGCGAAAGGGCAGCUAUGGUCUGAAGCUGAAUGUCGCUGAAAUGGAUGCAUCCAGCCUUGACGCCUUGGCCAGUGCCGCAGUAUUUGGUGAAGUCGGGAACCAAGCCGCCCAGCGGCAAGGGCCCAAGCACAACCCUGCGUGCACCUGCAACGUGUGCAUGAUGGUCAAGCGUCGGUUCAAGACACUGAGGAUGAGGAAGAAGCAGCGGCAGUCGGAGCGAGAGGAGGCAGAGGCGAGCAAGAAGAUCGCAUGGACGCUGGACACCACCCGAGACAACAGUGAUGUGACCAUGUUCGACAAGGUGGCCGACAUGAACAAGGGGCACAUAGACCUCAACUUCCACCCUGCCCCUGCCGUCCGUGGCGACCAAGGACAGCAUGGCGCGCAGCAGUCCCGGCCGGUGAGCAUAAUGGACCUCCUGGAAGUGGCGAGCCGGCCCCUUGAUAACUACAUGAAGCAGAACGGCCUGACGAGCCUGGUGGGGGAGCAAGGUGGUGGCAGCUCCAGCACGACCACGGUCCCACCGGCUCCGGUGGAGAGUGAGGAGCGGACGUCCAACGAGGGCCGCGUCGCAUCAGCAUCAGCAUCAGCAGAGCGGGAACCGGACGCCAUGGCCAUCGACGAGGCUGGCGAGAACCAGCAGGACAAGGCUGCCGACGAUGCUGCUGCUGCUGCUACUUGA
Molecule: messenger RNA, 2757 nt
Organism: Miscanthus lutarioriparius
Lineage: Eukaryota; Viridiplantae; Streptophyta; Magnoliopsida; Poales; Poaceae
Source: the annotation of a GenBank genome assembly